Messenger RNA from Morone saxatilis (striped sea-bass), 384 nucleotides. Its product is annotated as protein FAM107B. The coding region runs from base 1 to 384 and encodes 127 amino acids. The transcript is spliced from 3 exons. The record is from RefSeq and is a predicted model, not a curated record. NCBI's taxonomy places the organism in Eukaryota, Metazoa, Chordata, Actinopteri, Moronidae.
AUGGUCCCACCACGCCAGGUAACAGAGAGUCAGCAACAGGAGGGUGGUGACCUCAUCAAACCCAUGCUGCCAAAUCCUGUACUGGCUUCUCACCAACACAGAGCCCUUCACCGAGAGCUGCUAUUCUGCUACAGACGAGGUCUACUACCCAGAAAACAGCCGGAGCUGCAGCGUGUGCUGGAACAGAAACAGAGAGAGCAACACAAGCAGAGAGAGCUGGCCCUCUGUCCUCCCUCUGACUUGGAGGUGAAGCUAUGCACGAGACAGCAGAGAAUGCAAAUGUACCAGCCGGAGGAGAAGAAGAGGAGUGAGAGCCGGCAGAAUGAACCAGAGUUUGUUCGUGUGAGAGGAACCCUGAAACGUAGCCAAACGUUUUCCUCGUGA